UGUCAAUCAAAGCCUAUUGUUCGUUGUGUACUGUCAUACGAUGUCGUGACUUUUGUAGCUGUUCAGAGCUCAUUUUUUUUAAAGUCUAAUUAUUCAUUGUUUUCAAAGUUGAAAAAGAGAAGAAGGAAAAAGAAACGAUGAAGCUAUUCAUUUGGGACGAUCUCAAUUAUCGAGUAAUUGAAGAAGGUGAAAAAUACGACGAUAAGACCUUCACCGUCGUUCGAAAAUUGUUUGUGCGAUACAAUGUGAGCACAGUGGAUGCAAUGGAGGAAAUUCGUGGUGCAUUCGAACACUUUGGCGAAGUGGACAGUGUGGAAAUAGUGAAGCCAGAGUCAUCGUUGCACAUCGGUGGCCACGGCAACAAAGCGGCAGUAGCACACGAGGCUUAUGUGCAGUUCAAAAAAAGCAUCGACGCAUACGAGACGCUCAAGAGUGAAAUGUUUCCGAAAAAACCUCACACAUUUGGUACCAGCCGACACUUGGCAUCAGCCGGAGUACACAAACAAGAGCGAGACGCGAAAGGCCUACAUCGAAUGCAAUCACAAAUGCGACAAGCCGAUUGCCGACAUGACCUGUGCCAUAGAUGAGUUGUCAUUGCGCGGUACGGAGGUAAUGUGUGAGCACACAGUAAUUGAUGUUGAUUUGGAGUUGAAAGCGGGCACCACACUGGGCAAAGUGCGCCGAGAUUUGCUGAACAUCAAACCAUUCGUUGGUCAUUUGAAACUGCGUAUGUGUUAUGGAUUCAAAACUGCGGCCGACGAGGAUGGUGUAGGCAAAGGUGAUUUUCAGCGUCGACUCAUGGAAAUCGUUGGUAUGAAUGCGGCUGGACCGAAACUGCAAGAGCUAACAAUCCGUGGAAUUGGUGGAGUUUCAAAGGCGUUGCUCAACAGUUUGGCACCUACAUUGAAGCCACUGAAAACCCUGACCAUUGACACAGACUGUUGCCACAUUCUGUAUUUGAUGCACACAUUCUGUCCGAAUUUGGUGACAUUCCAUUUGCUGGGUAGAGAAUGGCAAGAAGACGCUGAGAAUAUCAACAUUCAAUCGUGGCCAACGCUCACCCGCCUGGUGCUCAAAGGUGUUCCUUUGAAUGUGGACAGUGACACUGACGAUGGCAAACGAUUCCGUCGCUUCAUCAAACUGAAUCCACAGCUCGACUCAUUGGAGGUGGAUUUUAUGGUUGACAACUCAUUGCUCAAGGUGAUUGCGAAAGGUUUGCGAGAUCUCAAGCUACUGACCAUCGGUCGUGAUACCUUCGAGGGCAUUGGCGCAAUCUUCAAUCACUUGGUGCGAUUGAAACGUUUGCAGACAAUCAUGGUCACGACAUGGAUCUUCAAAACAUGCCAUUUCAAGUCACUUCUUGCCUGCGUUGAAUGCUUCAGCAAAAUGAAACGAUUGGAACUGUCAACGCUGCAGCAGACAUAUUCGCGGGAAGAGAAAAAAGUGGUCGUUAUUGAAGACUUCCCUGUGACGUAUCAUUCCAAUUGCAACUGCCAUGGUCAGGACAGCCGAGUUCUCACGUUUGGCGAUCACACUGAUCCCAUCACUUUGCCGAAGAACAAACGCACAUUGACCAUUCUAAUUUCUGUGGCAGGUGACUUGAAAUCGGCCGACGACACAUUGGAAGCACGCAUUUUCACCAUGUUCAAAGCAGCAAAGAAGUUCUAUCCGAACGUGCACAAAUCAACUGUCAUUCAAGAGGAUGAGCGAUUCGUGUUUCUUCAUGUCGCCAGCACACUUUGAAUCACACCGAUUGCUGAUUCCAUUAUAAAACCGCAAAUCAGAAGUGAUUCAAUCAGAAAUAAAACUACCAUCCACAAUUCAGUUCUAUUUAAGUUUAGACUAAUGUUAGACUCGAAUAAUCGAAAAAUAGAUUUGCCAUAAAACCUUAUUAAAAAAUACUUUUUUUCAGUAAGGAUAAAGAAACAUCCAAAUUCGAAUUCAACUCCAAUUUCAUGACCUUGCUACAAUUGUAACAACACCUUCUUCAGAUUCUUCCUUAAUGAUAAGCUCUUGCUUGAUUUCACUCUUUGCAAGAAAUUCGAUGAGCAAUUUGUUAAAUAUGAAUCGAAUUUUAUGUGAUGUAGACAAAUUGAAGGAGUUUUUUUUGAAAGCUUCGAUCGAUUAAUCACUCAAAAAUUCGUUUAUCAUUCGUCUUGGAAAUAGAUUCCAAAAACUACAAAAACAUUUUUUGAAUACAACUUUCGAUCGAUUGUCAUUUUUCUUCAGAAAGAUCUAUGAAAACUCAAUCGAAGACAGAAUGGAAGAGAAAAUAUUGUGAACUGACAUUGAAGAACCAAAGACAAAUCAUGUCAGAAUAAAAAAAAAUCUUUUGUAAGAAAAAA
This is a messenger RNA of Sitodiplosis mosellana (orange wheat blossom midge), 2345 nucleotides long. RefSeq lists its product as uncharacterized. The record is from RefSeq and is a predicted model, not a curated record. The transcript is spliced from 2 exons. The coding region runs from base 388 to 1743 and encodes 451 amino acids. Lineage: Eukaryota; Metazoa; Arthropoda; Insecta; Diptera; Cecidomyiidae.